CAAAAAUAUAUAAUUAUAAAAUAUAUUUACUCACAACAAUAUUUUUGAUUCUUCCUUGGACCACUGCACGCAAUUGAGUCUUAGAGCUGAGCUGAUCGAGCGAGCACUGUUUACAUUGUCAAAAUUGCAAGUCGACCGAUUGAUAAGAAAAUGUUCAGCUGGAAUCCGAGACGAUAUUGGGAGUUUUGGCCGUACGAGUUGCCGCUGCACCACUUUCCGGGCCAGCCAGAACUGCCGCAGGAGCCACCACUGCAGCGGCCGCUGCGACAAUUGCGAUAUGUGCUGCACUUCGAUGAGCCCGCCGAGGCGCACAAUGACACGGCUCAGAAGAUAACCUUUAUGAAACGCUGCUAUAUACUGGGCAGCAUUUGCAUCGUGAUUAGCUUAAUGCAGUGGCUGCAGUUCACAGCGCUAGUAAAGAGUACUCGCCUGUUUUUGCUGCCCGGAUUUAUCUGUAUGCUGGUGGCCUUCGCUGCGCUUUUGCUGCUCACCUUCUGCAUGCGUUGGCGCGCCCACUUCUGGUUCGUAUGCGUCUUCACCGCGAUAUUUAUGGAGGCCGUCGUACUGGGCAUUGUGAUGCUACUGCCCAAUCGUUCGAUCAUCAAUAUUCUGGCUGCUUCCGCGGGCUCUAUCGGUGCUCUUUUCAUCUUUUAUCUACUGGGUGCCUUGCUGCCUAUGGUUGUGUUGCCCGGCAUCAUAAGCUUCUCCAUAAUUCUUAUCGUGUUCACAAUCGCCAGCGCCACAGUCCUCAUUUUGUUCAUAGUGACGGAUCAGAACAAAUAUCACGCUAUCUACUUUGGAAUCCUUUUCUUUGCAACGAUACCCAUGUCGCUGUUUCAUGCUCAAAUCGUGCACGGCCGCAGAUAUCAAGUGCCCAUGGAGGAAUAUGUUAGCUGUGCUGUUAUUAUCUGCAUGCACUACACUCUAUUCUCCAUGGCUAUUUACUAUUAUUUGUGGAUUUUCAACUGGUGAACCUCAGCGAAUAAUUGA
Molecule: messenger RNA, 990 nt
Organism: Drosophila hydei
Lineage: Eukaryota; Metazoa; Arthropoda; Insecta; Diptera; Drosophilidae
Exons: 1
Coding region: 151-972 (273 amino acids)
Source: RefSeq, a predicted model, not a curated record